AUGCUCGUGUCACUGACCGUGGGCAAGGUCGACGCCGGUGUGGCCGUCCUGCUCACCGAGGACAAGCGAUUGAUCGAGUUCCCGUCCAUCCUGCUGCCCGCCGACAUCACAUCCGGUUCAAUCGUCGACAUCAACGUAGCACGCAACGAAGCCGCCGAAGAUACGGCUGUCCAAAAGUUUGACGCCCUCCAGGAAGACAUCUACUCGACCUUUGGCAUCCACUCGCCCUCUGCCCCCGUCCUGCGCUGUCGCAAUGCCACGCAAACCUCGGUCGUGCUCGAGUGGGACCCCGUCCAGCUAGCAACAGCAGAACUGCGCAGUCUGAGCCUGUACCGCAAUGGCAGCAAGGCCGGCAACAUCCCUCGCGACAAGCUGAGCACAAAGAUCUCGGGCCUGGCCGUCGACAGCGAAUACACCUUCCACCUUGUCCUGCGCACUUCGGCCGGCACCUACACCAGCGAUCGCCUGACUGUCCGCACCCACAAGAUGACCGAUCUGACUGGCAUCACCAUCACUCCUGGCAUCAUGCCCCAGCAGCUGCGCGACGACCUGCAGGCCACCGUUGAUCGCAUCGGCGCGAAGAUGAUUGAUACCUUGCGCAUUGACACGACCCACUUUGUCUGCACCGAGGGUCGUGGUCAAGCAUGGGAGAAGGCUGGCGACAUGAACGUACCCGUUGUUGUUCCCGACUGGCUGAAGGGCUGUGAGCGCGAAGGACGCAUAGUUGGUGUCCGCGCUUACUACCUCGAUGCCGACCCCAAGCUGCGAAACAUCGGUCCCACGAGCCAGCCAUUGCCUUCCCCUAAUGUCAAUCCGGACUCAAGACGUCCUUCGACUCAAACACACCCCGCCACUCAACCACAGCCCUCGCAACAACAUCUUCAGCUUCAGCAACAACAACUCAGGGUGAACCCACCACUCGCCAGUCCUCGUAUCGAACACACACCACCAACCCCUGAGCAAACUCACAAUCCAGAGAUUNNCCCACUUCUCAGCCCGAGUCCGUUCCUGCACCUCCACCAAAGGAUGACUCCCCUGACACCGCUCCUCCCACACCACCCAAGGAAGACCCUGUGCCUGAACCUCAGCAGCCUGAUGCUCGACCUAACGAUACCCAACAAAAGNCCUGCUCCCGUGUCCGAUCUUCCUUUCCGCAAUCUCCCAAGUAGCUUAGAAGAGAAGUCUGCACAGCCAGCAUCCAAAGAGCCAGUCAACUCUGCACCGCCCGAGGAACCUUCCCCCUCUGCAGAGGCUACAGCAGAAAAAGAGGAAGCCCAUACAGAGCCUCCCUCAGUGAACAAUCUUAAGGCUAUCGGUAUCCCGCACGAGGAGGAACCAUCGACGAAAGCACCAAGCGAGUUUGACGAUGUUGCUCUGUGA
Aureobasidium uvarum is the source of this 1380-nucleotide messenger RNA. The record is from the annotation of a GenBank genome assembly. Lineage: Eukaryota; Fungi; Ascomycota; Dothideomycetes; Dothideales; Saccotheciaceae.